This is a messenger RNA of Leguminivora glycinivorella, 897 nucleotides long. RefSeq lists its product as uncharacterized. The transcript has a single exon. NCBI's taxonomy places the organism in Eukaryota, Metazoa, Arthropoda, Insecta, Lepidoptera, Tortricidae. The record is from RefSeq and is a predicted model, not a curated record. The coding region runs from base 1 to 897 and encodes 298 amino acids.
AUGUCAAUAUGCGAGUCGGAGACGGCUAGUGGUGAGCCGACCCCCGAUUACGUCACCCAGCGACAGCGUCAAAACAGGGACAGAAACGAGUCGCUGGACGAAGGAGACCCUGGGGAUGGAGCGCUCUCUAGUAAUAUCACUAGCUCCCAAUUAGCUGAAUUUAGAAUAGAAAUGAGACAGUUGAUUACUUAUUUCACAAAAAACCAGACAGCUGAGUUGCGCGAAAUUAGCGCGACAAUGAAAGAGAUCAAACACACUAACGAAAAUAUUGAAGCGUCGAUUGCGGAUUUGACAAAACAGAACGAGGAUUUUUCGAAAAGAUUUGAUCAAAUAGAAAAACAGUUGAAAGAAGACAACGACUAUAUUGUAUUCUUAGAAAACAAAUUAGAAGAAAGUCAGAUGUCCAAUCGGAAAAGCAAUAUUGAAAUAAAAAAUGUGCCAUCAAAGAAAAACGAAACAAAAGCAGACCUCCUUGCAAUGGUUACAAGUCUAGCCACAAAUCUAGAGUGCAGUAUCAGUAAAUCUGAUAUAAAGGAUAUUUACCGGGUGAGAGUGAAGGGCGAAAAUAAAUCCAUGCCAAUAAUACUGGAGACUAAUUCCGCAUUACUUAAGCUGGAACUAAUCAAAGCAGCAAAAGCAUAUAACAGAAAGAACCCCUCAAGGCUGUGUGCCAGGCACCUAGGUUUCACCUAUAAUGAAGACCAACAGAUAUACCUAUCGGAGCACUUGACUGCUAAGGGAUCCCGCCUAUACUUCUUAGCAAGAGACCUCAAAAAAUCUAAGGGCUACAAGCACUGCUGGACGUCCUAUGGCAAAGUCUACGUGCGAAAAACAGACGAGUCCCAAAUUAUCCAGAUCAACUCCGAGGAGCAAGUGCAACGGUUAUUUCAGGACUGA